Molecule: messenger RNA, 1437 nt
Organism: Kwoniella botswanensis
Lineage: Eukaryota; Fungi; Basidiomycota; Tremellomycetes; Tremellales; Cryptococcaceae
Exons: 16
Coding region: 1-1437 (478 amino acids)
Biological process (GO): DNA damage response
Cellular component (GO): nucleus
Molecular function (GO): phosphatase activity
Source: RefSeq, a predicted model, not a curated record
AUGCCUACGCCGGAACUGUUCAAAUUACCUUACGACCGAGUGUCACCCAAGGAUAAGCAGAGUUUUGCUUAUACAACUCUGGUCAAGAGAUGGCCAGUGGUACUCACCAACGUGGUAUCUGCGGUGUCCAACGUGAACCAUGAGAUAUCCAUGCAAUCCGACAUUUCCAAAGAAGCUGAAGAAAAGUUGGAGGAAGGGAAAAGGAUAAUCAGUCAGAUAAGUCAGAUGAAAUAUGAUAUGGGACAUAAUGCAGCUUUGACACCGAUAGAGAACGAUGGUGAUAUCAACAGAGAAUGCUAUAAUGAUGAGCUCAAGACUUAUCCAGAUCAUGACAGGAGAUGGAGUACGAUGAAUUGGCUGUUCGCUGAAUGUUAUGUUUAUCGAAGACUGAGAAGUUACUUUGCCUCUACGGUCCAUUGGAGAGACUAUGAUCCGUUCUUUGAACAGAAAGCCGAGACUUACAAAUCGAGUUCGACUGCUAUUGUCCACCUCGCCAAAGCAAUGAACCAAGCUGUAGAGGAGAAAGAUGAAUUGAUCAAAGAUUAUGAAAAGCCCGGAUCCGCCUUGGAGAUCGCUUUCAUGGAGAUGAUUCAAGCGGACCUCUGGGGCAAUGCAACUGACCUUUCCCUCCUUAUUGAUCUCAAAUACGAGGACCUCCAGAAACUCCAAGCUGUAGGAGCCGCCGCACAAGAGGAACAAGCCAAAUUCAUAUUGAGAAAUGACCUGAGCAAAGCUUGGGAUCAUCUGAAAACUCUGAAAGGUGGCAGGGUCGAUAUAGUGUUGGAUAACGCUGGUUUUGAGCUGUAUACCGACUUGAUAUUAGCGGACUUUUUGGUAUCCUGUACACCCUUUGUUGAUCAGGUGAUAUUCCAUCCGAAAGCGAUCCCCUGGUUUGUUUCUGACGUACUGCCGUACGACUUCACUUGGGCAAUUGACUCUCUGCUCGAUACAUCAUUCUUCGCCUCUCACGCAUCUACUCCCCUCAGCCCCGAUGAUCUAGCCUCUUUGUCAGGAUUAGCAGCAAGGUGGAAGAGACAUCUGAAUUCUGGUCGAUUCAAGUUAUCCGUACCGGAGAACACCAAGUUGGGCAAAGCCACACCCUUAGGUAGAUUCUGGACAACGCAAUAUUCCUUCCAAGAUCUUCCGGAAAUCGCUCCUGGGACAUUACAGGAAUUGAGAAAGAGCGAUUUGGUCAUCUUCAAAGGUGAUCUGAACUACAGGAAAUUGGUAGGAGAUGCUUGGUGGCCUACUACUACUCCUUUCGAAGUCGCGUUGGGUCCAUUGGCAGGGAAGAUCACUUUAUUGAGUUUGAGGACUAACAAAGCUGACACGAUUGUCGGCUUGGAAGAAGGAAUCGAGGAGAGAUUGAACAAGGAAGCUCCUGAUUGGAGAGUAUCUGGCAAAUACGCCGUGGUAUCGUUCUCAAAACGGCGAUAA